AAUGAGUGAAGAAGGAUGUGAGCUACUGUCAGAGACUCUAAAAAGUUUGCAGGUGAAGUUGAAGUUGCUGAAGGAUGGACCAAGUAAUAACGAAGUUGGAGGGUCCAGCUCUCAAACACAAUAUAUGAAAGACCCUAAGAGAGUGAGGUGCAAAGGAAGGUCGAAAGGAGUAACGGGAGCAAAGGAAAAGGCAAUGAAGCGAGGGAUUAGACACUGUCGGGAGUGUGGACACAUUGGUCAUGAUAGAAGACAAUGCCCAGCCUUGAACACACCGACAUCACCGUCGAACAAUGACGAAUCAACUCGAAUUCAUCAUAGUGACCCAUUAUUCGACGAUUUUGACAGGAUGCACGGACCAACUGAAUGAUUUAUAUUUGUAUUAGACGAAAUGUGGUUGUUAUGAAGAUUAAUGAUCAGGUGAAGUUUUAUAGAUUCA
This is a messenger RNA of Prunus persica (peach), 436 nucleotides long. RefSeq lists its product as uncharacterized. The record is from RefSeq and is a predicted model, not a curated record. NCBI's taxonomy places the organism in Eukaryota, Viridiplantae, Streptophyta, Magnoliopsida, Rosales, Rosaceae. The transcript has 2 exons. The coding region runs from base 2 to 367 and encodes 121 amino acids. Gene Ontology annotation, molecular function: zinc ion binding; nucleic acid binding.